UUAUUUUUGCGAUUUUCUAAACCUGUUAAAAACAAAGUGAUUAUUUACCAGAAGUUAGUAGUGCUUGGAUUUAUUUUUUCAAUCCGUACAAGUUAGUGGAAUCUACAGUAUAUUCAAAUCGGCGAAUUUUGAAAAUGUCUGCGGCAUUUAAAUUGGCGAAGAAAAAAUACACGCAGCAAGAUCUGCGUCGUAUUAUGCACGAGACCAAGGCAAGCAGCGGUAAAGCAUCCCAGGACAGCACUUCCAAGAAAGUCGAAUCACCUCUCGCAAAGUACAACGAAGCGGGUCAGUUGACAUGCGUUUUGUGCAGCUCGGUCGUCCGUUCGGAAGCCGUAUGGAAAGUUCACAUCAACUCCAAGCAGCAUAAGGAGAAUAUCGAGCAGGCCAAAAAGCUCAAAGAUAAAGUAGUUCAGCGCACCACACCAGCAAAACCGCCGAGCUCAUCGUCCUCCACUCAGCUGACUGUCACCUCACCAUUCAAGCGACCAUCUUCACCUACUCCCCAAGAUGCGACCAGCAACAAAAAAAUAAAGGGAAUCCUAAAGAAUUCCGCCUCCGAACAGAAGCAAUCUUUGCCAUCUGAUUUUUUCGAUUCGGGUACUAAAAUCAAUCGGGAUCUGGUAAAUAUUCGACUGCCAAUCAGUAGAGCCUCUGCGGCGGGUCAAGAAGAUCAAAUCGAAACUGAAUCCCAAGAGCUACCGGAGGAAGAGAAGCUACCGGAGGGUUUCUUCGAUGAUCCAAAGGCGGACGCCAAAGCGCGCAACAUCGAGUACAAAGACCCAAACGAUGAGGAAUGGGAACGCUUUCAGAAAGAGAUCAAAGAGGCUACCACCGAAUCGCUGGCCAUCAUCAACGAGGAACAGGAGGAGUCUACGGCCGAGCGGCAGAUAAGCGAGAUAGAUGAACAGAUCCGGAAUUGGUCCCGGGUGUUAAGUUUGGAAAAGAAAAAGGAACAGGUGCGCCAGAGAACGCUGACGGCGCUGGAGGUUGGCCAGCGGGCUGUUCGGAUUAAGAAAGAAGAAGCGGAGGAGAGCGAUGGGGAUGGGGAAGCAGAUGAUGCGGAAUUCGACGAGUUCCCAGACUGGAGGGCGAAAAAGUCGUUCAAGUAAAUGUGUGGUGAGUGGUUUGUUUUUGUUGUAAGUUCGAAUAAUUAUCGAGUUAUGCAUAGCAAA
Molecule: messenger RNA, 1172 nt
Organism: Armigeres subalbatus
Lineage: Eukaryota; Metazoa; Arthropoda; Insecta; Diptera; Culicidae
Product: zinc finger protein 830
Exons: 2
Coding region: 135-1109 (324 amino acids)
Biological process (GO): nuclear DNA replication; mitotic DNA damage checkpoint signaling; mitotic DNA replication checkpoint signaling
Cellular component (GO): spliceosomal complex; nucleus
Molecular function (GO): zinc ion binding; nucleic acid binding
Source: RefSeq, a predicted model, not a curated record